Molecule: messenger RNA, 1375 nt
Organism: Rosa chinensis
Lineage: Eukaryota; Viridiplantae; Streptophyta; Magnoliopsida; Rosales; Rosaceae
Exons: 2
Coding region: 29-883 (284 amino acids)
Source: RefSeq, a predicted model, not a curated record
UCAUCAAGAAACACACAGGUUUCAGCGUAUGUUUGUGACCUAUGGUGCAUGGAUGAAGGGUUUCCAAUUUUGUAGACCUAUUCUUUUCAUUGAUGCUACAUUCAUUACCAACAAGUACAAGGGGCAGAUUAUUGCUGCAUCGGCAAAGGAUGCCAAUCAAGGCUUGUAUCCAGUUGCUUAUGCUAUUGUCGAUUCUGAAAAUGAGAGUAAUUGGAGAUUUUUUCUUGAGGUUUUGGCUGAAGAGUUUGCAAAACACCCUAUGAGGAGGGUGACGUUCAUUUCUGAUCGUCAUGUUGGGCUUCUUAGUGCUUUCCCUAGUGUGUUUCCCAAUAAUCCACAUGUGUUUUGUUUUAGACAUCUGAUGGCUAACCUUUCUGACAAAUUUCCAGCUGGUUCUUACCUUAAGGAUCGGAUUCCUUACUUGUUUAUGUGUUGUGCUUAUUCUCGCACACCGGAGAUGUAUGAGUUCAACAUGGAAAUCUUGAGGAGUGAAGGUGGCGACAUAGUUGCUCAAUUUCUGGAGGAUCUUCUGAAGGAGAACUGGUGUAUGGCGUACUUUAACGGCGAAAGAUUUGGUGAAAUGACAAAUAACUUGGCUAAGUCUUUCAAUAAUUGGGUGUUGCCUUUGAAGAGUCUUCCUAUUCUUGAUAUUAAUGAUGGGAUUAGAGUGAAGUCCAUGGCUUCAAUUGCUGCUCGGAAGCAGGAUGCUCAAGAAUGGUUCUCUGAGUUGUGCCCGGUGAUUGAAAAGAAGCUGAAGGAGAAUUUGGAUGUCGGAAGGCAUUGGAGAGUGAGCAGAUCUGAUACCUAUGUGUAUGAAGUUCACUGCCAGAAGUACAAUAGCAUGGUAAAUUUGGAAACUCACUUUUGUUCUUGUGGAGAAUGACAGCUGUAUGGCUUCCCAUGUUCCCAUGCCCUUGUAGUGAUCCAACAACAUGGUUCUUCCCCGUAUUUGUAUGUCAAUGAGCUGUACAAGGUGGAGAAAUAUCGAGAAACUUAUUCUUUCCCAAUUAAUCCUCUUCCCUCUAUUUCGAAGCAAGUGCAUGAUUUUGGUAGAGAUGCGGUGAUGUUGCAGCCUCCUUUGACUAGAAGACCACCGGGAAGGCCUAGAAAGAAGAGGUUCAAAAAAAGGAGCGAGCAAACCAGGGUGAUCAAGUGUGGUAGGUGCGGAAAAUGUGAUGGUCACAACAGAAAGAGUUGUACAGCUCCGAUAUAGGUUCUAUUCUGCUUACAUGCCUUUAACAGUGACAUGGCAAGUAACAUAGCAAGUGACUCCAAUACAGUUUGAAGUUUUGUUUUGAUUUUUCAUUUUUUUCAAUAAAUGAUAAGAAGUGCUUACUCAUUGGAAUUUUUUUGACUAUGAGACAGUGUAUCUGCU